This is a messenger RNA of Phytophthora infestans T30-4, 1527 nucleotides long. RefSeq lists its product as uncharacterized. The transcript has 2 exons. Bases 1 to 1527 code for a protein of 508 amino acids. Lineage: Eukaryota; Oomycota; Peronosporomycetes; Peronosporales; Peronosporaceae. Gene Ontology annotation, biological process: cilium assembly. Gene Ontology annotation, molecular function: calcium ion binding. The record is from RefSeq and is a predicted model, not a curated record. Gene Ontology annotation, cellular component: motile cilium.
AUGCAGUUCACACCGCAACAACUUGUUGGUGCUGGGCGCUAUGCGCCUAUUACCCGCAUCGGUAAUUGGAAUGAGGACUUGAUGCUGGAAGAGGCUCGGAUGAAGGAUUUUACUCUACGCAAGACACAAGGAUCGCUGCUGGCUACUCACACACUUAAAGCGGCGUUCCUGAACCAGAAAGCACCUCGCUCUUUCGAUCUCGACAGCCGUAUCUGCUUGAAUCAAGCGAUAGCUCUAGGUCACCUCGAAUCAGACGCGGUGCUGGCGUGCAACAUCUUCGAAGAGACCCCGUCGAUCGGAUCGGACGAGUAUCUCGUCACCGCCAUGUCAUCGAACACUCCGGUAUCGCGCAAUACUUUCCGUCUAGUGUCACCUCAGACCUGGAAAGCGGCAGUAGCUCGUGGUGGCUUCGACCUGAGCGCCCCGGGAGAACCACUGCGCUAUGAUGAACCGUUUCUCAUCAUGUGCAAUGAAGCUUUACUUGUGGAUGACAAGAGUGUGUUACUUAAAUCUCCUCUGUUCCUCAAGUCCGGUCUGAAAACUGAACGAUCCAUGAGUCCCAUCACAUACAAACAGCAUGUGUGGCUGAGUACUGAAGCAGAUAGCGGCGCUCUUUGGAUCUGUGCCAAGGCAGAUUUGGCUGGAACGGAGAAACUACUCGCUGCUGGACAACAAGUUAAGACUGGGGACCGCAUUGCGAUCACACACAAGAUGACCGGACAAGCACUGUUCGCGAGUAGUGGCAGCAAACAGCCCACAGACUUUGGCGUGGAGCUCGAGGUUUGCUGUCAUUCUGUGAGAGGCACCGGUAAACGUCACCAUCUAGCAGCCGAAACGGAGGGGAUACGUACACCUGAUACGGAAGGACUUCACAACGUGAACAUUAACACUUGGACGUUCGUGCUGGCUCGAUCGGUUCACGAAGCUCAAGAUGAUCGCUCGUUGCCUCACUUUGCCAGCGCAGCGUCUGUCAUCGAGGUGCUUCAACGAUGCUUUGCUGCUGACAGCCUGUACACGUUCCGAACACUCCUUGUUGCCCUUACGCGGGCCGAUACUCGGGGAACAGGGCAUCUAAACCACGAAGAUGCCAAGUGGGUUAUUCGUCAGCAACACAGCAGUCUUCCUCUACGUGAUGAGCAUCUAGAUCUGCUUUUCGACAGCUUUGACAAACGUAAAACUGGUUUCUUUCCGCUGGCUGAGCUCAUCAAGGCACUGCGUGUUCCUAUCUCUGCCAGUCGCCGAACUCUUAUCGAUGCUGCCUAUGAUCGACUGAAACAACAAGCGCCUGAUGGACAGCUCACACUUAAUGCCAUUUGUGGAGCUUACGACCCGUCUAUCGAUUCGCGCGUUACUGCACAACAACUCUCCGGGAAUGACGCAGCUGAAGCGUAUAGGAAGCUCUGGCCGAAUCAGGAUUCAAACGCUGAAGUAUCUUACCGUGAUUUCACCGAAGUGUACUCGGACAUUUCGAUGGUGGUGGCGCAAGACGCACACUUUGAGCAACUGCUUGCAGAGAGUUGGAAAUGA